Molecule: messenger RNA, 206 nt
Organism: Dentiscutata erythropus
Lineage: Eukaryota; Fungi; Glomeromycota; Glomeromycetes; Diversisporales; Gigasporaceae
Source: the annotation of a GenBank genome assembly
UUCUUAUCCUCUUUUACAUAAUACUUCAAUGGAAGUUAAUCUUUUUCCUAAUACACGCCAAAAAAUUCCCGAUGAUGUAAAACGAAUUAAGAUCAAUAUUAUUAGUGAUGGAAAACCAACAUCCUACAUUAUUGACGAUUUAGAUAAAGAUAAUACAUUGGGAGAAACACGAAAAAUUUUAUCCUCAACUGAAGAAGUCUUAAUGG